Theobroma umbraticum is the source of this 2225-nucleotide messenger RNA. RefSeq names its product Ubiquitin carboxyl-terminal hydrolase family protein. Lineage: Eukaryota; Viridiplantae; Streptophyta; Magnoliopsida; Malvales; Malvaceae. Gene Ontology annotation, molecular function: RNA binding. The record is from RefSeq and is a predicted model, not a curated record.
UCUUCCCUAAUUUUUCUUUCUGUAGAGACGCCUCCCAUCUGGUUGAGGUUUUUGGAUCUCUCGCGCUGGUCAUAAAUUUUUGUUUUGUUUGUUUGUUUGUUUGUUUGGGCGUGUGUUUUCAAUAUUGCUUGGUUUAGAAAAUUUGGAUGUUACCGCAAAUUUUGGUACGCAGCAUGCUACAGCAAUUGCUUGUUCACUCCUCCGACCCCAAGGAGUAUCGUUUUCCAAUUUUCACAUUCCAAGUCUGUGGGCUUGCGUAAUUUCCUUAACACGGAUGGAAAUCUAUCUCUUUGAGUCCCCAGAAAAAAAAAAAACAGAAAGUCCUGAUCCUUUGUUUAGUUCUUAAUUUCUUUGAUUGUUGGCGGUAUUGGCAAUAAGCAUCAGUAACUGAUCAGCUUGGCUAAUUCUGCCUAUUACGUGUUUGUCACAAUUCCACUAGAAGGAGACUGUAAGAAAAAGAUUAACAGUUGCUAAUUUCUUGCUUGAAAAUGCGAAUCCAGACCUUUAAAUCGUUAUUGAAACAACUAAAUCCAUGCCAAAUCAUUGGUAUUCGAUCCAAAACAUCCUCUGCCCAGUAUGUAGCAUCGAGAGCUAGAGACCCUACAUUUGAGAAGCUAAUGGACAAGUACAAAAACCUUCUCAAAGCCAUUGCAAUACAAGACCUUAUCCUUGCAAAUCCCACUAAUAACCCACCAUCUGUCUCCCUUGAUUUUCUCUCCAGGCUCUCCCAAAAUCUCCAUCUAAACCGUGGAGCUGCCUCUUUUCUCCGCAAGUACCCUCAUAUUUUCCACAUUUUCUAUGAUCCCAAUAAGUCCCAGCCGUUCUGUAGAUUGACUGAUGCUGCUAUUGAUAUUUCCCGCCAAGAGGCAGAUGCUAUCAGCUCUUCUUUGCCUGUUGCUGUUGACCGCUUAGUUAGGCUUUUGUCUAUGUCGACAACUAAAUCAUUGCCUCUCCGGGCAGUGUUUAGAGUUUGGAGGGAACUUGGGCUGCCAGAUGACUUUGAGGACUCUGUGAUAGCUAGGAACCCGCACAUAUUUAGGCUUUCUGAUGCAGAUGAACCUAAUACUCAUAUCUUGAAACUGGUUGAUGAAAUGCAUGCUAAAAGUUUUGCGGCCUCUGUUGAGAAUUGGCGAGUUUUGGAGUGUUGUAAGGAGGACUGCAGUGUUGAUAGAACUGAAAUUCAAUAUGGAUUUAAACACGGCUAUCCACCGGGGAUGAGAUUGAGCAAGAUUUUUAAGGCUAAGGUUAAGGAAUGGCAAAGGUUGCCAUAUGUGGGUCCUUAUGAGGAGAUCGGAGAAAAGAAGAGGUCUAAGACAGGAAUAAUGGGAUUAGAGAAACGGGCAGUUGCAAUUGUUCAUGAAUUCUUGAGUUUGACAGUGGAGAGGAUGGUGGAGGUGGAGAAGAUCAGCCAUUUCCGGAAAUCUUUCGCCAUUGAUUUGAAUAUAAGGGAUUUGUUCCUCGACCACCCAGGGAUAUUUUAUUUGUCAACCAAGGGAAAAAGACACACUGUUUUUCUAAGAGAAGCAUAUGAAAGGGGUCAUUUACUUGACCCAAAUCCAGUUUACAAUGUGAGGAGAAAGCUUCUAGAUCUUGUUAUGCUGGGACGCCGAGGUAUGCUUAACAAUGUAUCAAACUCAGUGGAAAUUUGGCAGACCAAGAAGCCUGGCUUGCAAGAUGAGAGCAGAGAAUAAAGGCUUUAAUUCUAAUUAUUUUGACUUGUUCAUUUUCAACUUCAAUCGUGCAGUAACUUACUGGUUGCUUUUUUUCCUCUGCAUUGUGGUUCUAAGCUGUUUUGCAAACUAGGCAUUGAUUUUAUGACUAAUUUUGAGCAUUGCUUACAUACCUGCAUCCGCUGCUAUGAGGAGUUGGAAAUUGAUAAUAAACUCAAACUGCUUAAGCAAGGUGGUGAAUCUCUCCUAGACAUGAACACAUACUUCUCUUCGGAAUUGUGCAUUUGCAUUGUCAGGUUUUAAUUUCUUGAGCUACUUUUAAAUUAUCGAGACUUGUGUAUGCUUGGAUGUGGAUGAACACCACUUCUGUCUCGCUAUGACCCUUUUAAGAUGCUCUACUUUGUUGCACCUGCCCAUUUAGUGAACUCUUUGUAUCUCUUUGUUUAUUUGGUUUCAUGUAUGGCGGCAGUAAGACAUUUCUAGCAGAAUUAAGAGAUUGUGCUUUGGGCUAUCAGUGGUGAAUGAAGAAAUGUUUCUGAUUGCUAUUGAUACUUA